Messenger RNA from Kickxella alabastrina, 819 nucleotides. RefSeq names its product 30S ribosomal protein S16. Gene Ontology annotation, molecular function: structural constituent of ribosome. Gene Ontology annotation, cellular component: ribosome; mitochondrial small ribosomal subunit. NCBI's taxonomy places the organism in Eukaryota, Fungi, Kickxellomycota, Kickxellomycetes, Kickxellales, Kickxellaceae. The transcript has a single exon. Bases 73 to 396 code for a protein of 107 amino acids. The record is from RefSeq and is a predicted model, not a curated record. Gene Ontology annotation, biological process: mitochondrial translation.
GUCGUUUCGUUUUUUUGUAAUUAAAAAUCAACAUCUACUUUUUCCUGCCCAGGACGUUCUCUAAAUUCAAAAAUGGCAGUGCGUAUUCGGUUUGCUAGACAUGGUCUGCGGAAUCGGCCAAUGUUCCACAUCGUCGCCAUGAAUGCGCGCAGCAAGCGGGACGGAAAGCCUCUGGAGAAGCUCGGUACAUACAACCCGCACCCCAACAUGGACGAAAAGGCAAAGCACAUCACGCUUGACUUUGCCCGCACAAAGUACUGGCUUGGUGUUGGUGCGCAGCCCACUGAUGGCGUACGCUUUUUGCUAGAGCGCGCUGGCCUCUUGCCGCCCCGCCCACUCUACCCCAAUGUGAAGCGCUCUGCGGACGCUGUUUCUGUUGUUAGCCAGACAAACUAGUAUGUGAAUGUACGCAUCGUAUUGGGAGCCAGGUGAUAGCAUAGUUACUUGAGAGGGUCGAAACACACGUUUUUUCAAUGCGAUUAUUUAAACAUGCAAACGAGCAAAAGAAAGAAAUCGAAACAAAUUAUUGGUAUGUGUGCGCAAACUAAGUUUACAAAGAUGGAGCGCGCGUUAGUAAGAGCCAUACAACACUACUGUGUGAUUUUCCUUUUAUAUGCCCUUUCUUUUUACGUAGCUUUUCUUUAGAUGUAUCGAAAAAUUAUAGCUUCUGCCACCUGGCUACCAGUUUUGAUGUUAUUUACAAUGAAGUCUUGAUAUGUGCAUAACUUGGUUACUGAAAACCAGCUAUCAAAACCAGUUCUGUUACUUGAGCACGCAUAUAAUAUAUACGUCAAUUUUCUGUUUAAGUAGUCAAUCGCA